AUGCUUGUGCUCGACGCGACGCCAUGGGCAGUGGUGGUGGCGCUGCUCGCCGCCGCCGUCGCGGUCGCCGCAGCGGGCGGCUCCUGCCUGGCCGCCGCGCUGGCAUCCCGGGUCGCCCGGCGGCGCCGCAGCGCCGCGGCAACGGCGCCCAACGGCAAGGCGCUCGAUCGCGGUGACAUCAACGGUCAUCAUGGUCUGGAUGGGCCAGCGGAUGGCGCCGCGUGGCUGCGUGUGUUCGGCAUCCGCGCCAAGCAGCAGAAGCAGCAGCAGCAGCAGCAGCAGCAGGGCGGCGCGGCGGCGCUUUUGAGGGAGGCCAAGGGGGGGCCAUUCUUGGUGUCGCACCCGGUGGCGCUAGACGGCAGCGAGGACGACGGCGAUGGCGUCGACGUGCCAUGCCAUGCGUGCGGCGCCGGAACCACCCCGCACGCCCAGCAGCAGCAGCAGCAGCAGCAGCAGCAGCAGCAGCAGCAGCAGCAGCAGCAGGACGGCGCCGGCACCUCGCCUGCGCCGCCCCCCGCUCCGCCCGCCCGCGCGUCGCUCGCGCGCCGCGCCCGCGGCCGCGCGUCGGCCGCCGCCGCGGCUGUCGCAAAGGCGGUGGACGACGCGCUCGCGCUCAUAGCGUCGCUGCCGCGCACGCUGCGCACGCUGGGGUGGGCGCGCCUGAUGGAGGUCUGCCGCUACAACGGCGGCGUGUACGUGAAGACCGGCCAGUUUGCUGCGGCGUUCAGCUCUGUGCCGAACGAGUACCGGAAGCACUUGGCGCUGCUGCAGGAGAGAGGCCCAGCUGCGCAUGCGAAGGGCUCGGUCGCACUCGGCAAGGCGGAGCGCUGA
This is a messenger RNA of Monoraphidium neglectum, 831 nucleotides long. RefSeq lists its product as hypothetical. NCBI's taxonomy places the organism in Eukaryota, Viridiplantae, Chlorophyta, Chlorophyceae, Sphaeropleales, Selenastraceae. Bases 1 to 831 code for a protein of 276 amino acids. The transcript is spliced from 3 exons. The record is from RefSeq and is a predicted model, not a curated record.